Cylicocyclus nassatus is the source of this 581-nucleotide messenger RNA. Lineage: Eukaryota; Metazoa; Nematoda; Chromadorea; Rhabditida; Strongylidae. The record is from the annotation of a GenBank genome assembly.
GCUCAGUUGUUUACUUUCGAAUUGGAAUGCAAAGACGCAGAGUGAGAAGAAUAGCGCAGUCGCAGAGUAGUGGAAUGCGGCAAUGCUUCCCUCUGUUAAAAUCGUGGAAGUUUCUGCCCAAUCGUAGUAGAAUUCUAUACAAAAACAGAAAGGAAGAAUUCCGAGAUUUCUGGAAAAUCUAUGGAGCUAGCCUCUUGUUUCACAUAACAUAUGCGAUAGUCAUUGCAGAGUUCGCCUUUCCUACCUACGACAUCAUCUACGAUAUCAAACGAAAAAUUUCACCUGAUUUUGACUUGUACUGCCAGUAUGGUGAUAAGGCCGAAUAUCAUUUGGAACUCUCGAAUCGAAUACGUUUGCUGCAACGGGAACAGGAACGUUUGGAGUAUGAGAAAGCCACGAUCAAAUCACCAGAAGCUCGUUUUGGCGGAACUAUUUGAUUCAUUGUGAAUUAUAUCUACACAGAUGGUCACAUUAAAUUCCUUUCUUUCGAGUUUUGCUAGGUUUGUCAUGUUUACUCAGUGCAAUAGUUUAGGAAAUAGGUCAGCGGAAUAUUCAUGUUAUCUUGUUAUUGUUGUGGAUUU